CAUAUUUUUCUACUAGUCGACCAUAGUCGAUGACGAACCAUCAUGGCGAUAGGUUUUGUUUGCAUCUUUCGAUUUACGGUUGAAAAAUUCAUCGUAAUGGUCUAAAUCAGGUUUUUCUUGUAAUCACUUCUAACAUCCACGGGACCUCCCCUUGUUACUUUGUUUUGAUUAUUUGUAUAUAAAUUAUAAAUCUAAUUAUGGUGAAGUUGACGGAGGAGAUGGUAGUGGCUCGGACACGCGUAUCCGAUUUCUCUGCUGUAAAGAAACUUAAUUGUUGAAUUCAUUGUGAAAAUUCUUUAAAGGUAUAUCUAAUUUCAUAAUAUGUACAUAAUUUUAUAUUAGUAUAUUGUUACUGUAGGGGUAAUGAACUAACUGAUGUAACCAUUUUACGGAAAAUGAAAAAUGUGGAAGUAUUAUCAUUAAGUGUUAACAAUAUCAAUACUCUUGCUGACUUCCAAUAUUGCCUAAAUCUGCAAGAUUUGUUUGUAAGGAAGAAUGAUAUUAAAGACUUGAAUGAAGUUUGUUACCUUCAAGGCUUACCUAAUUUACGAAAUUUGUGGCUUGGUGAAAACCCUUGUGCAGAUAAAGAUGGGUAUCGGUUAGCAGUUUUAAGAGCUUUACCAAACCUACGAACACUUGAUGACAGUGUAGUUUCACCUGAAGAGGUGCAAACUGCAUUAACAAGAGGUCCUAUUUUGGUUCAUCCUCUUGACAUGGAUGCAUCUCCUCCACAAUCAGAUACAGUUAGUCCAGAAGAUAUUGUCACUGAAUAUAUUGAAGAAACUGAAGUGAUACGACAUCGAAGAUAUAGUUCUUCGAGUGAUCAGAGAAGUUUUGAAGAGACACAGCAUACUCAAGAAGAGUAUCAUGAUCCAGAUCGUAGGAAUGCAAACUAUAAUGCAUCACCACCUCAUUGUUAUUCACAAAAUAAUCAGUAUACAUAUGAACCACAGAAUGGACAGUCAAAGAAUCACAGCAAAGAUGACACUGUACAUACAGAGUCACGCAACAUCAGUGAAAAUGUGACCACUAACACUGUUCAAAUGAUGAAGGAGUAUGAUGACCGACCAGCAGUUUCAAGACAAAACGGAGAAUAUGAUGAAAGACGAAAUUACUCAGAUUAUAGUAAUAAUGAAACAACUCAACGUAUAUAUGUAGCAACGUCGCCGCGUGCACAAUACUCCUUAAAUGAAACCAUAGAUGAUAGACGUUCAGAUAGAAGCAAUUACGAAUAUGAUAAUAGAUUAAAGUCAGAUUACGAAGAACAACACGAGCAAAGGAUAAAGUCAGACUAUGAGGAGCAUCAACCACCACCCCCAUCUAGACGAACAACAAUCCAUCAAAAUGUUGAGAGGGAAGAUUCAAAUCAAGUUCCAGGAUGGGUGAGACAUUCUGACAAAGAAAAAUGUAGGACACAAUUUCACUAUCAUAGAAGGCCUGUUACAAGGAACUCGAACAUAUUAUCAGCUGUGUUAUGCUUAGUUAAAGAGCUUGAUUACCCAAGCUUAGAAGUGGUAGAAAUGGCUGUUAGGAAUCGAAUGGACGAAUUGGAAGAAUGAUGUUUCUGACCCCGUCCCCAAAAUUCUCAGGGGACGGUUGCCUUCUCUCGCAUGGGCAGUCUUUCUUCAAUUCCAAGUCCAGAAUUUUCGGAUUCUCUCGAUGCAACAAUAAUUCCUUCUAAAUGCGUUGAUAACGAUGCAAAUUGUAAUGUUGAUCAUCGCACACGUGACCGCCAUUCAAUUGAUGAUAAUGAGAAACGUCAAAUUCGUCGUAAUGGAUCCAUGGAAACCAGUCCGAAAAAUAUAUCAAUCGAUCCAAGUCCGAGGUAUUUUGGAAACAAUCAAAGCGUGUGUAAACUUAGAGACUCUGUACCGGAUAACUUAAUGUCAGUAGUCGGUAACUGUGAAGAAAGAAAAGCCAAUGAUGUUAGAAGAGUAGCGAGCAGUGAUAGCAUCCCCCGAGGUGGGUUUACUGGUUUAACUUUGAGUCCAGGGUGCAGAGUUUUAAGCCAAGAUUGUGUGAGAAGGUCAAAAAGUCCUGAUGUUAGAAACACGAUUGUCCCUCUUCGCUACAUUCAAUCGGCGAAAGGUACUUGGACAUAUAAUUUAUAGGUUAAAUUGUACAUUACGUUAAUACUCUCGUGAAAUUGAAAAGAUUCUUUUAGACGUGUGUUUAGAGGGAAUCCUAAAUAUUAUUAAACUAAUCAUUGCAUAACUUAAAAGAAGUAACACAGUUUCGUCUGGUUUCUUGAGAGAAAAGAUAUAAAAAUAUAUAUAAAAUUAGAAACGAUUGUGAUAUUUCUGCAAGGGUGAAAAAAUUAAUUAUCCCUAUGUAUAUGCAUACCAUACAAUACAUGAAUACCCUCAAAAUGUCAGCAUCUUAAUCUAGUUUAAGUAAACAAUGUAAAAAUCAAAAUGAUCAAAUUUUGCAUUCUUUAAAAUAAGUUUAGUAUUUAUUGUAUUGAUAAUUUAGUAUGUUGAAAAACCAAUUCUGAAAUAACGUCACUUAUUAUAUUCGUGUAAGUAAAUAAAGUUGCAGUUCUGAUAGUUUUUUUUUUUACAUUAAUUUGUUCAAAGUAUUACGCGACUGUUGUUUUUUCAAAAAUUUUUGUUGACUAUAACCUAACAAUACAUUUAAAUUAUGUUCUGUACAUACGGCAUCACAUGAAAGAUAAAUUUCAUAACGAAUUAAACGUUUUUUAACGUUGUUUGAUAACGUUUAGUUAAGUAUUUUACAUAGGUUUGGUAUCUGUACAAAUCUGAUCUUUAUAAUGUGCAAUAAGUUGCGAAUAUAGUUGCAUGUACAUGUGUACAAGGCACUUGCAAAUAUUUGAACAGUAUGUUUAAGAGUUUUCAGGCGAGUUAUUGAGUACUAUUAAAUAUGAUAUCUAAUUUUUAAUAUGUUUUUUUACACGUUUACAUUUACUUAAGUAGUAUUCGAGCCUUUGUAAAAACUUCCCGUAUACAAGCGUAUCCCGAAAUUACAAGUUCAGUGCUUUCUUUAACUUGUAAAGUUACUUAAAUGCCACACAACAUUAGGAAUAAUAUUUCAAGUUAAUACUGCAAUUAAAUAUUAAUGCAACGAUUAUUUUUUUUUAUAUUUUAUUGCCAUUUCUUAUUAUUUUCCAUAUUAUUUUUACGUCUAACUAAAUUUUUGCAUUCAAUAGCAAGUCAUGAAUAUAACCAUUUCAUUAAUAUUUAUUGCGUCGUAUAAUAAAAUUGUACUUAAAUGUAUGAAGUAAAACAAUAUGACGAGAAAACAAGACAAAAGGAGAAUAAGCCUGUGUGGUAGCACGUACUAUAGAUUAAUAUUAGAUUGAUAAAUAUGCAUGGCAUAUUUUUUUGCAAUGAAAUCUUCGUACAGUAUAAAUGGAUAAAUAUUGAAAGAAACCAAAGAAAAUGAGUAACUAAAUUUUUUCCACAAUCUAAA
Messenger RNA from Hylaeus anthracinus, 3429 nucleotides. Its product is annotated as cilia- and flagella-associated protein 410-like. Bases 396 to 1559 code for a protein of 387 amino acids. Lineage: Eukaryota; Metazoa; Arthropoda; Insecta; Hymenoptera; Colletidae. The record is from RefSeq and is a predicted model, not a curated record. Gene Ontology annotation, biological process: cytoskeleton organization. The transcript has 10 exons.